AUUUUCUUCUUGCGAGACUUGCAUACUUUGACAAGUGCGGCAAGUUAAAAGUUUACGUUGGUUACAGGCGAAAGGUUUCAACCAGUAUACCGUUAUGCCGACUAUUUUGCGGGCAAAGUGUAUUGUUGUCGGGGAGUCCGGGGUUGGCAAGAGCAGCAUUUGCCAAGUUUUUCACAGUGAUGGAUCCAGUUUUCCAAAGAAUUAUAGCAUGAACACAGGGGUGGAGCUCCUCGUGAAGUCCAUCAAUAUCCCAGACUCUCAAGACAGUGUGGAAAUAUUCAUGUUUGAUUCAGCUGGUAAAGAAAUAUUCUCGGAAGUAGUCAGGAAAUUUUGGGAGAACCCGUCCAUGGUGAUGGCUGUGUACGAUGUGACCAACGAGACCUCUUUCUCCAGCUGUGAAAAGUGGCUGGAGAGGGUUCGCUCCCAGUGUCCAGAUGUAGUUCUGCCAGGUGUGCUGAUUGCCAACAAGGUAGACCUUGACCAGAGGCGAGUGGUCAGCCCCAAGGCAGGGAAGGACCUGGCCACAACACAUCAACUGGAGUACUUUGAGUGUUCAGCUAAGGAGAUGCAGAAUGUGGACACACCCUUCUUCUACCUGGCUGCUGAGUACCACAAACUGUACAAGGAAAGAGUACAGCUGUUUCAGUCUUUAGCAUAAACACAUGGUUGGGUGGUGGGUGGCUUAAUGGGGUGAGUAGUAGUAUAGGUAAUAGCUGUACAGGACCACAAAGGUGCACCAAGCCUGUAAGCUCCAAACUAGCCAAAUCAGCUCCCAGAGUCACAAUUUUUUUUAGUGUUUUGCACAAAACUGCAUUUGAGUUUAUGGACCACUUUUCGUUUUCAUUGGGUUUUUUUGUGCUUCCCAGUAGUCUAUCCAACCCCAAGACAGGUAUACUGAAAACUUCCUCUUCGGUUCCUGAAGGGACAAACGACCCGAUCUAAUCUCGGCAUAGGCUUCGUGCGAUAGCUUGGUUCCGGGCAUUUUGUUGUGUUCCAUACCUAGUGUAUCUCGAAUUCGAGUGCACUUGCAUCGACAUACUGGUGUUUUUGUUUCGGUAUACCUGUCUUGGGGUUGGAUAGACUACUGGGAAGCACAAAGAAAAAACAAUGCAAACAAAAAGUGAUCAAAAAACUCAAAUGCAGUUUUGUGCAAAACACUAAAAAAACUUGUGACGCUGGGAGCCGAUUUGGCUGGUUUGGAGCUUACAGGCUUUAUGCACCUUUGUGGUCCCGUCCAGCUAUUCCCUAUACUACUGGGGUGGGCUGUUUGAUGGAUGGAAACAAAGGACCACCAGUAGUCGUGUGUUCUAAAACACAUCAUCCUAAGCUGAGCUCUAUUUGAAAUGAAGCCAGCAAGCCAGCAUGACACAGUCACUUAUGCAGGAUUGGUAUGCCACCAGUAAAGAGCUACAAGGAUAAGCUGUCUGUUCCAAUAUGUAGUUUUGUUACUGAAACCAUCAGCUGGAAGUGAGCUGUGUUACGUUUUACCCCGAUGUCUGCUGCUGUAGUGAUGGAAGUGGUAUGUAAAGAACUACAGCCCAUGUGGCUGGUCACAAGGCAUCUUCACCAUUACAUGUUGAACUAUUGAUGGACUCGGAACAUUCCAUGAGACCAGGCCUGAGGUUCACAGUCUAACCUCAGUCUGAGAAGUCCCGAUGUUGCAUGUUUCCCUACUUUACCAGUGGUCAUACCCUCCAAUUCACUGUGCUGACCUGCCUCUCUUGGACAUGCCAGAAACAUGAAUGUGGAUUUGAAUCCCAUGCUCUCCUUCAUUAUGGGACUAGGUUUGUUGGUGUCAUACCUGUGCUGGUAUCACCCAAGUUUGGUUUAGGUCAAAGACCAGCUUCUGUUUCCUGUUUCCCCUCACAUCAAGCUCACACCCGUGAUACAUGUAUAUACAUAUCUCUGAAAUCUGUUUUAAAAAACAGGUGAUAACACAUAUCACACACUCUUGUCUGAAGUACAACUGAUUGUAGACAUUCGGUAUCAGGGUGACUCAUGCCUGUGUACUUUUGUUGGGAAUGUCCACAUCUUACCGUUAGUAGGUAUUUUCCUAAAUUUUGUCCUGAUUCAAAACUACUUUUAAGCCCAACAACACUUGUACUUUAGACAGAAUGUAAUGUUUUGACAGGUUGUUUUCACAGCUUGUACAUGCCCGUCUAUUGUUUGUGUAUGAAGUAUGUCUCUUGUGAAAUGUUAUUAAACAUUAUUUAUUUCUU
Molecule: messenger RNA, 2219 nt
Organism: Haliotis rubra (blacklip abalone)
Lineage: Eukaryota; Metazoa; Mollusca; Gastropoda; Lepetellida; Haliotidae
Product: intraflagellar transport protein 27 homolog
Exons: 7
Coding region: 95-658 (187 amino acids)
Cellular component (GO): Golgi apparatus
Molecular function (GO): GTPase activity; GTP binding
Source: RefSeq, a predicted model, not a curated record